Messenger RNA from Centruroides sculpturatus (bark scorpion), 3192 nucleotides. RefSeq names its product lysosome-associated membrane glycoprotein 5-like. Gene Ontology annotation, cellular component: membrane. The record is from RefSeq and is a predicted model, not a curated record. NCBI's taxonomy places the organism in Eukaryota, Metazoa, Arthropoda, Arachnida, Scorpiones, Buthidae. Bases 298 to 1227 code for a protein of 309 amino acids. The transcript is spliced from 8 exons.
GUGGGAAGCGACGCGUUAAUGCGCGGUGGAGGAUCGGACGCAACGCGCUCUUACCCUUUGGCCGACUUCCCCUUCCCCUCGACCGGAAGUUCCCCGCCGAGAGGCGAAUUUGGCGCGGAAGACGCAUCCGGGAAGAAAGAAGAAUCUGGGGAUCGAUCGGCCAAAAGCCGGCGGCCGCCUCCGAUCGAAGGGAGCCGGGCGAGAUACUCUCGACGCGACGUUUGCGAGAAGAGAGGGCGCCUGCGCGAGAGUAAGAGGAAGAGGUCCAUUCCGCCAUAGGUUUGCGGUGGGUCCGCCAUGGCGACCGUCGUUUUUUUGCUGGUCGGUCUGGAAAUAACCGGAGCCGGAAACUCCCACCUGACCGAUUUUCCGUUGAACUUAACGGAAUCCAAUUCGCCUCCCACCGUUCCGACGACGAUCGCCGUCACCGGAAGAGAGACGAUUCCCGUCACUACUACGCCCGAGACGACUCGACCGGAAACGGAAACGACCACCCUCGCCGUCUCUUCCACCGAAGCCGUCACGUGGGAGCCGAUGCGGGAGUACAGAUUUCCAAUGUGGGAUAAGACGGGAAGAUUAUGUUUAUUGGCCGAAUUUCGUGCCACGUUUACCAUUUUCUACAAAAACCGUUUGGGUGACCAGAAAGUUGUGGUCCAUCUUCCUAAAAAUCCUCACGUGAAAGGCAUAUGUGCCAGUAAUUCGCAGAAUCCUAUUUUGCAAAUGUUUUGGUCGGAAUUUUCUUAUUCUCUUAUUUUUUCUAAGUUGCCACAUAGAGAUAAAGAGGAUGGAGAAUUCUGGGGAGUGAAGUCCAUGGAACUUACCUACGACAGUGCCGGACCGCUUUUUGGCGAUGCUUCGGAUGCUGGAAAAAAGUCUGCCACGUUUCUGGAGGACGACAUCUGGCUAAAAGUACCAUUAAAUAAAUCCUAUUACUGUAAAUCUCCCGAACCCCUCUAUCUGUACGAUAGUAAAAAAGAAAAGACUGUGAUGGUAGUUCUCGACGACGUUCAAAUUCAGCCUUACGGCAUCGUAAACGGACAGUUCUCGGAAGCUCAUCAGUGCAGCGAGGCGACCGUAGAAAGCCGUUCUCAGAUUGUGAAUCGAGACGAAACGGUUCCGAUGGCCGUGGGAAGCACUUUUGCCAUUCUCACGCUCAUCGGAGUCAGCGGAUACGCCGCGUACCGAACGAUGACGGCCCGGAGAGUGGACUACAGCACCAUGGAGUGAAAUGCGCGGCAUCGCUUUGGUGGAGAUCGAACCAAAUUGCAACAACGAAAAGUUUUCUUAAUUUGUAAUCGUUUGUUAAAAUAUUCGAUUUUCUUCAUAAAUUCAAUACCAUUUAUAGGAUUAGUGUCUGUCGGUGUUUGUGGAUCUGCAUUUCACGAUCGCAGUUACGAUUACUGUAUCCAUUUACUGAUUCGAUCUUAUAAGUUUGUGGAAUUAAGCAUUACAGCCUUACAAUUUGAAUAUUGUUGUUGUUGUUAGAAGUGUAUAAAAUUUUUUGACAUCAAAUUAAUAAGGACAAUGCGAUAAUUUAGCAACCAAUGCAUAUUUUGAGAAUACAUCAAAAGAGAAAUCUCAAAAAUUAGAAUUUCCAUUCGUCUAAAGAAUAUUGACACACGUUCAGUAUUAGGUGCAAUCCACAUUGGAUAUUUAGCAUAUUUAUGCACAAUAUAGAGUUAAUUUAACACACACAAUUAUUAGACCCGUUUCUAAAAAAGGAAGUUUCACAUCAUAUCAGAACGAUAGAAAUCUUUUAAGCAAUAGGUAAAUAAUUUCUCUCUGUUACCAAUUCUGACGGUUUCCACGAAUAGUUUCUCUUGUUUCAGAAUGAUAGAUUUGAUUAGAAAUAUUCAAAACAAAGAUUAGAUCUCUGACCUUAUUAAUCAGAGCAACUAUUUAUGCUUCUGCGAGAGAGAGCAUAACAAAGUGCCGCAGCAGGCAGCCACCGUCGGUCUCCGCAUCUCUGUAGUCGGACGACGGGAGGGACGUCGGAAUUUUCGACCGGAGCGAGAGAGAGAUUCCGGCACCUCUCAUCACAUAAUGCAAAUCCUCUAUCACGCAUGACAAAAUUUAAAAAGUGAUUAUGCAAAAUAUUUCUUAAUAUAUAAUUUGAUGUCAGUGCCUUUCAGCUGAUUGAGUAGCAAUAAGCUUCAGAUCGAAACAGGUUAAUUUAUUAAACCGAAAUGUAUUCUGUAAUAUCAUUUUUCUAACUAGAACCUGUUUUACAUAAAAAUAAUAAUAAAAAAAUAACUAAGAUUGCAUAUCUAUCAAACACCAAAAUGUUGCACUUAUAAAAUAUUUUGCAGUCAAUAAAAAUCCAGGCACAAAAUUACAAGGUGUGCCAAUUAGAAAAAUGCUGAAGUUUAUUUCAUAAUAUGGACUUUUCUUAUAGACAAUUAGAAAGAUUCAAAUGUUGCAAAUAAUAAUCAAAAAUUAUUUUUUAUAGUGACAAUGUUUAGAACAAAUCUUGUGAUAAAUUCUUCUCUAAAUAGCAACCAACAAGCUAUUUAGAGAAGAGUUAAUUACAGCUUAUGGAUCAUAUAUAUUUCCAUUUAUUUAGGUUAAAAUCUGGAUUUUAACUGAUAAUACCCACUUAAGCUAUAUAUUUUUCUCUUUAAUUAAUCUUAUGAUUUUACUACUAAUUAGAAUUAGUCAGCUAAAUUUUAAUAUUAAAUGAGUUUAUCAAAUAAGCCCAUUUGGUAAUAAAAACAGUUGUUAUAUUUAUUGACAAUACAAAAAUAUCACAACAUAUCCUGUAUUUUGCACCAAAAUAAUAAAGUCGUGCUACUCCUUUAUCUAAAAACGUUACGGAUAAUGGUAUAUUUCGUAAAAACUGUCUCAUAUUACGAUCUGCCUUCUAUUUACGAUACAUAUCCUUAAUUGAGUCGAUCAGUUAGUGAUCGCUAGAACGUGACUUUUUUUAUUACGGUUGAUUGUCUAUCGGAGUGCCUACGUGUAUACGUGUACUUGAGAAAUUCGAUCGUAGUGCUAAUUAAGGAAUCAGAAUUUGAUUUUUUUGAAUUUUCCUAGUCUAAAUAUUAAUAAAUGAGUUUAUUCCUUUAUGGUUAUGAUUGUCGUCGAGGCUGUUUACAAAUUAAAAAUGGAUAAAUGUGUCUUACGGAUCAUGUGAUUUUCAAUUGUUUUACAUGUAUAUCAUUUUUCUGAAAUUAAAUGUAUUUCUUGUAAAAA